Macrobrachium nipponense is the source of this 390-nucleotide messenger RNA. RefSeq names its product acidic phosphoprotein-like. NCBI's taxonomy places the organism in Eukaryota, Metazoa, Arthropoda, Malacostraca, Decapoda, Palaemonidae. Bases 1 to 390 code for a protein of 129 amino acids. The transcript is spliced from 2 exons. The record is from RefSeq and is a predicted model, not a curated record.
AUGAGUGGAGUAGGAGGAGGAGUGGGAGGGACCCGAACAGGGGCUGCCGGAGAGGCAAUUCGUGUCUGGCUUCGUCAUGACUGUGUGAUCAGUUCAGAUUCUGAUUUCAUUGAAAGGCAGUUAAUCACAUGUAUUACUCCCCCGGGUGAACGAUCUCGGGAUUCUCAGCUCAGCGCCCCAAUGGAGGAAAGGAGCUACGGGGAACCGGCUCCUAAUAAGCAUGCCAAAGAUUUCGAGAAAAAUAAAAAAAAAACUAAGAAGAAGAAGACGAAGAAGAAGAAGAAGAAGAAGAAGAAGAAGAAGAAGAAGAAGAAGAAGAAGAAGAAGAAGAUGAAGACGAAGAAAAAGAAGCGGGGUAAUAAUGCAGAUGAGAAAACUUGUGAGAGUUGA